GUUCCGAGCCUUGUGCGUUUGUGGGACCCGUCUCACGAGUGCACGGCGUCUGUCGCGCCUCGGAUUUGGGUUCUGGGGCGUGACAAGCAACAAAGCAACCUGAUCUCCCUGCACCUCUGUCGACAGCUCACCACCUCUCCUCCAUCAAAAGCCCACCACCUCUCCUCCCCCGUCAGCAUCCUGAUUUUGCUCACAUCUCCACCACUCAUCUUCCUCUCUUUAACCAGACUAAACAGAAGUAGCAAAGCAAACAGAUCUCCCCUGAUUUUGCUCACACCUCCACCACUCAUCUUCUUCUCCUUCACCGGACCAAACAGAGGUAGUAAAGCAAACAAAUUGUCCCCUUCAUUACUGAACAGAAGUAGUUCGUGACAUGUAACUUGAGAGAAUGUCAUCUUCCGAACAAAAUUCAACUGUUGCAACUACACAAUCAUAGCAAUCAUGUAGAGGAAAAGCUGAUAUUGCAUGGGAUCAUACUUUGAGAACUAGUCUUUUGAAAGAUUUAAAAAAGGAGGUUCAGUUAUUGGUUGAUUCUUAUAGAAAAGUCUACGAAGAAACUGGUUGUACAAUUAUGAGUGAUGGUUAGCAAGAUAAAAAAAAAUAGACAAUUGAUUAAUUUUCUUGUUUGUUGUCCUAGAAAGAUAACCUUUGUAAGAUUUGUUGAUGGUUCUGAUGUGGUCAAAGAUGAUAGCAUGCUUUGCUAUUUGUUUAAAGAAUUGGUUGAUUAUGAUUGAUGGCAAAAAGAAGACUUACUUUGAUUCUAUUCAUUAUAAGAGCAUAGACAAUGUUGAUUGUUGGAUAUUGAGAAGAAGAUGAUUCUCCAAUUCUUGAUUAUGAUGAAUUGGAGAAUUUGAUUUAUAAUGAAUGAGCAAUUCCAAUUUGUCAUAUUAAUAAAAAAGAAGGCAUUGAGGAAGAGCAAGUUGGUGAGGAAGUUGGUGGUUUUAGUGAAGGAAUUGAAUUAGAAACAAUUGGUGAUGGACUUGAAGAUAGUGAUAGUGAUAGUGAUACUGAGCAUGACUUUCGAGAGCUACAUGUUUACUUUGAUGAAGAUGCUCCUCAUGCCAAAACAAAUGAAUUAGUAAUGAUGCUUCAUUUAUUUGACAUUUGUCUUUGUUGUGGAUUUGAUUUGAGACUUUCUAUUAUAUUCAAGACUUAUUUUGUAGUGAAUUUAGUCUAAAAUUGAGUUCUCCCUUAUUAUCAUGUUUUGGUGAACUUAUCUUAUAUUAUGUCUUUUAAUAUUUAUUAGUUUAGAUAUUAAAAAUUAUAUGUAUUU
Messenger RNA from Rubroshorea leprosula, 1273 nucleotides. The record is from the annotation of a GenBank genome assembly. Lineage: Eukaryota; Viridiplantae; Streptophyta; Magnoliopsida; Malvales; Dipterocarpaceae.